AAAUUUUGUAAAUACGUGCAAAAAUGAGUCGCAAAGAAGCCCUUUCGUCGUUUAUUCAACAAAUUCACGGACGUCCAGUUGUUGUAAAACUUAACAGCGGAGUCGAUUACAGAGGAGUCCUCGCCUGCCUGGACGGGUACAUGAACAUAGCCUUGGAACAGACAGAGGAAUAUGUGAACGGACAACUCAAAAAUAAAUACGGAGAUGCAUUCAUUAGAGGAAAUAAUGUUCUCUAUAUAAGCACACAGAAAAGAAGAAUAUAGUGUACAUUGUUAUUUUAGAAUAAGGGUUAUAGCACACUGGUGGUGGUGGUGGAAAAAAUUCCCAAAUUUCUAAAUUUGGGAAUUCCCUAAAAUGACUUAGGAUUGAAAAGAUUUUAUUAAUCAAAACAGCCUCAGAAUCAAAGCCAUCAUCCCCAUCUCUUCCCAGUUAAGAAUAAAUUCUUAAUAUGUUUUCACAAUGCCCUGUUUUGUUUAACUCAUUAAACAUAUUAUAAUAUCACAAUAAAAUGAUGUAAAAUUUUGCCAGUGUGUUUUGACCAUAAACUAAGAGACAUUUUGUAUAAUAUUAUAUUCUAACUUUAAAAUUACAAUACACUUUUAUACUUGUAAGUA
Messenger RNA from Maniola jurtina (meadow brown), 614 nucleotides. Its product is annotated as U6 snRNA-associated Sm-like protein LSm6. Bases 24 to 263 code for a protein of 79 amino acids. NCBI's taxonomy places the organism in Eukaryota, Metazoa, Arthropoda, Insecta, Lepidoptera, Nymphalidae. The transcript is spliced from 3 exons. The record is from RefSeq and is a predicted model, not a curated record. Gene Ontology annotation, biological process: maturation of SSU-rRNA; mRNA splicing, via spliceosome. Gene Ontology annotation, molecular function: RNA binding. Gene Ontology annotation, cellular component: U6 snRNP; sno(s)RNA-containing ribonucleoprotein complex; U4/U6 x U5 tri-snRNP complex.